UUCCUCCUGAUUCUGGACAGAGGGAGAGAAAGCAUGAUAGUAACAUAGAGACGGAGAGAGAAAGAGAGAGGGAGAGAGAGGAGUAAGGAGGGGUGAGUGAGCUCCUUGCCGGCUGCAGACUUGUGAUAGGUCGAUUAACAGCCUUCCCUACUGUUUGUGUUUGUGUGUGCGCGCGCAUGCAUGUGUGUGUCUAUGUGUGUACAUGCGUGUGUGUGUGUGUUUGCAUGCUUGAGAGACUGAGAACGCUAGGGGAACUGAGCGAGAGCGAGAGUGAGCGAGAGCAAGAGUGAGCGAGCGAGCAAGCAAGCAAGCAAGUAUAGAGAAGUUGGAAAAAGUGACCAAAGACGCAGGGCUCGCCACAAGAAUGUCUCUGCUGCCAGGGCUCUGUCACAGCAGCUGGGUUUUCAGGAAGUCUAGGAAGGGAGAGUGAGAAGGAAGGCAGGCAAGGAAGGCAGAAGUAGAAGUGAUGAUGAUGAUGAUGAUGAUGAUGAUGAGGAGGGCUGUGGACUGAGGACUGUGGAUGUUUUCCUCCGGUAGACUCUCUCUGAAACCCCCUCCUCCUCUCCCUCUAUAUGGCGACUGAGGUGAAGGCAACGAGACCGGUCAUAGAUGAGAUUAUGCAGCAGGAGAUUAGGCCACUGCUGGCAGUGGAUAUUAUUGAGCAGCUUCACCGGAAAUUUGCCCUCCUAUCAGGGGGCCGCGGAAAAGAUGGCGCGCCCAUCAUCACAUUCCCAGAAUACUCUGCCUUCAGCGACGUGCCCGACGAUGACUUCUUGAAUGUCGUCACAUACCUGACCAGCAUUCCCAGUUUGGAUGCUGCGAGCAUUGGCUUCGUCAUCAUCAUUGAUCGUCGCAGGGACAAAUGGAGUUCGGUCAAGGCCUCCUUAGCCAGGAUAGCGGGUGCAUUUCCAGGUCACCUGCAGCUUGUCCUGGUCUUGAGGCCCUCCCGGCUCUUCCAAAGGACUAUCGCCGAUAUCGGCAUACGCUUGCACCGCGAUGACUUCAAAAUGAAGGUACCGAUUGUCAUGCUGAACUCCCUGUCUGACCUGCAUGGAUACGUGGACAAAGGCCAGCUGACGUCUGAGCUGGGUGGAAAUCUUGAGUAUUGCCAUAGUCAAUGGAUCCAUCACAGAACUGCCAUCGAGAACUUUGCUGUGACAGUAAAAACCACAGCGCAGAUGUUGCAGAAGUUUGGCACAGACCUGGCCGAGACAGAACUUCCUAACGAUGUGCAGUGCACUAAAGAUCUGCUGGGCACUCAUACAGACAAGCAUGACAAACUCAAGGAUGAACUCAAGCUGUCCAUGAAGCAAGGAACGACUCUGCUGUCCUGCAUCAAAGAGCAGGCCAACAAAUCCGAAAGCCACAAGUUGAAUCCAGAUGAAUCGGACAACUUGACCACAGUGGAAAGGUUACUGGCGCAGCUCGAUGAGACGGAGAACGCCUUUGAGCACUUCUGGUCCAAACACCACCUCAAACUGGAGCAGUGCCUUCAGCUACGCCAUUUUGAGCAGGACUUUAGAGAGGUGAAAGUCUCCCUGGAUGGCUUGAUGGAGUCGCUGGCCGCGCUGUCGGACAUCGGGGACUCUGUGGGGCGCGUGGAGCAGCUGCUGAAGGAACUGAAGGGCCUGGAGGACAAGGCUCAGGAGUUUUUGGAGAAAGCCCAACGACAUGCCUCUUAUGGCGACCAGCUUAUCCAAAGCAACCACUAUGCUGUGGACUCCAUCCGGCCAAAGUGUGUGGAGCUCAGGCGCGUCCGCGACGACUACAACAAUGAAGCCAAGAAGAAGCAUGACAUUCUGUCCAAAUCACUUGAGAUCCACAAGGGCAUCGACAAGGUGAACCAGUGGUGUGAGUCUGGCGUGUACCUGCUGGCGUCUCAGGCGGUGGAUAAGUGUCAGUCUCAGGAGGGGGCCGAGGCUGCGCUGCAGGAUAUCCAGCGCUACAUGGAGACGGCCGAGGAGCAGCGUCUGAGCGCGCUCAGAGACCUCUACAACCAGCACGAGCUCAUGCUCUCUGACUACAUCAAAGUUAAUGUUCAGAGGGCUCUGCAGAGGCUGCAGGAUGUGCAGGAGAUGUUUGAGAAGAGGCACGCCAGCCUGAAGAAGCUGGCAGCCAAGCAGACGCGGCCUGUGCAGCCAGUGGCCCCGAGGCCUGAAUCGUCACCCAAGCGCCCCUCGCCCAAGACACCUCGGCCCCCCACCACCACAACGAAUCGAAGAACUACAGAAAACUCAAGUGUCACUAAGCAGAAUGCUGAAGCUGAUCUGGCUAAGCGGAAAAACAUCCGUAAAGCCAAAGGUGGCAUCAAGAUUGAAGUUAUGCAUGAGGCCAGCCAAGGAGGUUCCAGUCACGUGCUGCUGGCUACUGAGACCGAGGAGAGCCUCUCAAACAGACGCAGGCACAUUAUGACAGAGCUGAUCGAGACAGAGAGGCUGUAUGUGGAGGAAUUGCAGAGCAUCAUUGAGGGAUACGCUGCUGAGCUGGACAACUCAGAGCUCUCUCACCUAAUACCCCCGACCCUGGAGAACAAAAAAGACGUCCUCUUCGGAAACCUGCCAGAGAUCUAUGACUUCCACAAUCAAACCUUCCUGAGAGAGCUGGAGAACUGCUGUGAGAAGCCGGAGCUGGUGGGAACCUGCUUCUUGAAAAGGAAAGAAGAGCUUCAGAUCUAUGAGAAGUACUGCCAGAACAAGCCGCGCUCUGAAGCCCUCUGGAGACAGUGUGCAGAUAGUCUCUUCUUUCAGGAGUGCCAGAAGAGGUUGGAUCACAAGCUGUCACUGGACGCAUACCUACUGAAGCCAGUGCAGAGAAUCACCAAAUACCAACUCAUGCUGAAGGAGAUGCUGAAAUGCAGCAAGAACUCUGAGGGAACCGUGGAGCUGGAGGAGGCUUUGGCCACGAUGCUGGACAUCAUCAAGUCUGUCAAUGACUCCAUGCAUCAGAUCGCCAUCACUGGCUUUGAGGGCAAUCUCAGUGACCUUGGCAAGCUGCUCAUGCAGGGCUCGUUUAACGUGUGGACGGACCAUAAAAAGGGCCACAACAAAGUGAAGGACCUGGCGCGCUUUAAGCCCAUGCAGAGGCACCUCUUCCUGUACCACAAGAUGCUCCUCUUCUGCAAGAAGCGGGAGGAGACCACCGAGGGUCACGAGAAGUCCCCCUCGUACAGUUUCAAGCAUUCCCUCAAGAUGAGUUCUGUUGGAAUCACAGAGAAUGUGAAAGGUGACAUUAAGAAGUUUGAGGUGUGGUACAAUGGACGGGAAGAAGUCUACAUCAUUCAGGCCCCCUCCAUGGAUGUGAAGAGCAUGUGGGUGUCGGAGAUCCGUAAAGUGUUGACGUGUCAGCUGGAAGCAUGCAGAGAGGCAAGCCAACUUCAUCAAAGAGUCUCAGAGAAUAUUUUCCAUGCUUCAAUGAGGAAUACUCACAAGAUUGCCCUGAGGCAGUCGGACUCCUCCAGUCCCGAGGGUGGCUUUAGGCGGAGCAACCCCAGCCCCAACAUGCGGCAGAAGAGAGGUCGACUUUCUUCUAGCCUUAAAUCCAAGAGACACGAGAUUAAGAGUGACCCCACACCACUAGGUUAUGAAGAUUUGCAUGGGAGGGUUCCAGCCCAAAACAAACAAAAAGGUACCUCAAGUACCAAUACAGCUGUGCCUAGAUCCACUUCCCAACCAGGAUGGACUCAGCGCCGUCUGCCCUCCAUGGACACGGAGGAUUUCGAGACCAUACCGUCGAGCGCCGAAGAGCUCUCCAACUCGUCUGAUGGGGAAGAGGACAGCAAUAACAAAAAUGGGGAGAACGAGCGGUUCCAGGCCCAGCUGGCCUACGAGGCGAGGACAGGGCAGGAUCUGUCCCUGGAGUCGGGGGAGAUUGUGCAGUUCCUGGAAGAGGCGGAAAAUGGCCACUGGCUAGUCAAGAACCUUAUUACACAGAAGACAGGCUUGGUGCCUGCUACAAUGCUACAACCCACCGCGGGAAGACAUGAGCUUUACAGAAACACUGACAUCUUCAGUGACUUGUGCACGGCGGCGCUGACUGACUCGGAGGAGAAUGAGGACGAUGAGGCUGUGGGUGACAGGGCCCCAGCAGCACGCCGCCUAUAUUGCAUCUAGGAGCCGCCACUCCGCCAACCCACCUCCCCCCACCACCCCCGACUGACGACACCCCCUACCUACCUCCCUCCAUCCCUUCCCCACCUUUUUACUCUCAGUGCCAUGCAUCUACAAGCCAAUGCUGCAGGAUGGACACACGCCCCUGUAAAGAGACAAGGAAAAGACGACAAAAAUCAAAACCUCUUCUGAAGAAAAAAACAAAAGCACAAAGACACCUGAACAUCUUUAUAAGAAUGUCCCAUUAUCCCGUUGUAUGGGGCCACCCACCUCUGUUUUGCUGCUAAAGAAGAGAACAACAGCCAUAUUUUGAACGAGGGAGUGUGUGUGUGUGUGUGUGUGUGUGUGUGUGUGUGUGUGUGUGUGUGUGUGUGUGUGUGUGUGUGCGUGUGCGUGUGCGUGUGCGUGUGUGCGCGCGUGCGUGCGUGCGUGCGUGCGUGCGUGUGUGUGUGUGAAAGCGUUUGUGUGUGAAAGAGAGAGAUAGUGAAAUAGAGACACAGAAAAAGAGAGAUGGAGGCAGACAGAUGGAAAAGAAAAAGAGCCAGUGAGUGCAAGAGGCAGCAAAAUAAGGCAGCGAGUGAGCUGGCCUCCCCCUUGGCCUCUGUAGCCCCGUCUUCAGCUGCCAGCGUCAGGCAACAAAUUGCAUGACCAGUCAGCCAGGACCCCCCGGGAGAACCUCAAGCCUUCUUGUAAGCUGGUGCUCAGUGCUUUCAUUACCAAACUUUAUACUGUGCCUUCGCGGGGGCAAUAUUGUAGCCUGUCCUCCUUUUGGCUUAAAGUGCUCGACAAUUUCUUUUGAGGCCCGGGAAGCACUCCAGCGACGAUAUGGAUCACAAAAUACCGUGGUUUAAAAGAGGAAUGCGGGCCUACACUCACACGCGCACACACACACUCACACACACACACACACACACACCUCUGCGUGUGUGUCUCGCAAGCUGGAGCGAUGGCAUGACAAACUGUGAAUGGUCUGUAAAACUGGCAUUUUAUCGUGACUGGAAGGAAUUACUAUCAACUGUACUGUCCUGCUGAAUUUUUUCCACAUGUAUGAAGUGAUCUCUGCCUCCUCUCAAGAACACUUCAGUGAGAUUUUGUGUAAUAUAAGUGUAUAUUUGUAUUCUCUUUUCUCUUUCCUAAAUGUCAGCUGAACUUGUGUUCUACCCAAAGUGUAAGUACACCCUAUCUGAGGAGGGGUUUAAAAACAGAACAAUGUAAUUGAACCACAGUGAAUAAUGAAUUCAUUUUGGUCAAACAAAUUCAAUUUGCAUUUAUUGUGCUAAAAAUGGCUUAACAUGCCAUUCUCUGAAGUCAUGCAAACUGCCAUCAAGGCAGAUUCUAAUGUAGAUAUCUGUUCAAUUGUGGAGGCCCAUAUCUCAUGGUAUAGGCAGUCAUGGCCAAUCCUAACUCCUGUGUAUGGUCUUCACAAAAUGUAAAUCAUAUUCCCCUAUUAUCCCCAAAUUCACACAACACAUCCCCCAGUAAGUUUAUACUACGAGUAUGGACGCUCAGAAUUGUAGGGUAAACUUACACUUAAAAAUAAAAUAUCAUUUGACGGUUUCCAAGGUAAUGCUGUGUAUGUAAUGGUUUUGAAGGUUACUGAAUGACUUGUAAUGAUCCUACAAAGUCUCCGUCUUAAAACCUUUUUACAUGCACACUCAAAAUUGUCCCAGGCGAUGACACUUUACGUAAUAUAUCAGUUAAACACAAUAUAUUUACCACCUUAGCUCAGUAUUAUAGUAUGUCUGACCAGAUAUCAGAUAUUUGAACAGCAGUACUGUAGGAACUGGAGGUCGCAGUACUAUUUUGUUACAGUAUUGCUUACCUGAAUGUUUCCAUGUAAUUUUGUACAUAUUAUGUCAAUACUAUUACUCUUGAAAGUUUGCUUAAACUUUUGGCAAUUUACCUUUGUGGUGGAUUCGUACCACAGAAUGUUUUCUACAAUUUGCAAGUAAAACAUUACAAGUGCAAUGGUCCUCAUAAAGGGACAUCAUCCUGUUAUAGACACAGCAUCAUGCUUCUGAAAACAAAUCUUUCUCAAGAUGAAACUACAUGCUAGAAUUUCAUAUUUUAGCAGGCUGAUACACAUAGCUCUUUUGAUUUUUUUGUAAUUCAUUUUUAAUCACUCAAAUGCUUUUUCAAGAGACAAGUCAGCUGAUGUCAGUGGUCAUUUCCCAGAAUCGUUUAAUGGCUUUGUUUUGAUCUUUGCAGUCUCAAACGUAACUGAUUCUUCGAAAAAAAAAAUGUGGUUUGCAGUAUUGCAAUUAGUUGAUUGCAACAAUAGGACAUCCUUGAAUUUGCAUGACUGUAAAGAUGGAGAAGGAAGCUUGGCAGGAGCACAAUCUGGGAAGAACCAUUAUGGUGUUCUGCAAAUUGUUGGAUUCAUUUAAAAUGGCUAUAUCUUAUAUUUAAACGAACCACUGUUAUUUAAAAAACAAAAGGGUUUUCAGCAAAUCUAUUUGGACAUAUAAAUGGAAUGUAUAAGAAGUGUUAAGUACCUGUCUGUACAUUUGUAAGCAUAUAUAUAUUAUAAACAU
Molecule: messenger RNA, 6640 nt
Organism: Engraulis encrasicolus (European anchovy)
Lineage: Eukaryota; Metazoa; Chordata; Actinopteri; Clupeiformes; Engraulidae
Gene: mcf2l2
Product: MCF.2 cell line derived transforming sequence-like 2
Exons: 32
Coding region: 573-4109 (1178 amino acids)
Biological process (GO): intracellular signal transduction
Cellular component (GO): cytoplasm
Molecular function (GO): protein binding; guanyl-nucleotide exchange factor activity
Source: RefSeq, a predicted model, not a curated record